AAAUUCUACGUGCUCACAGACCGGGCUUUAAGUUGGGUCACGUUUGCUGAGUAGUGGCUUCGAGGGCGCCGCUGUUGGAGUUGUAGUAUUGCUUCAGGUAAAAUAAGUUUGGCCAGCAUAUUUCUGGCUAGUGCCACCCGUGAGAAACUUCACAGAGAAUCCCACCACCGUGCAAUUCGACCAUAGUGUUGGGAACUUGUACCCUUAUAGCGGCGACUUGUUGCUGGUUGAUGGCCAGGAGGGCGCCACUAUCGCCCGCUGCGAGGAGAGUGGCUACCGCUGUUGGAGCUAUGGCGUGGCUUCAGGUGUCUCUGGGCAUCGCAACGCUUCUGACCUACGUGCCCACACCACUCGCCGCAUCGCACCAGUCGGGCUCGCUGCUGCUGCUAACACUGGCCAUCUGGCUCACGCACGAGAUCAAGCUGCUCAAAUACAUCCCCAAGUGAUGACCGCGUGUUCCGCACUAAAGCCCGGUCCGUGAGCACGUAGAAUUUUGUCCAAUGACCCCAAGCUGCCCAUCCUUAUCGCUCGCGCGUAUAUUGCUGUCGCGACUGUGCGACUGG
This is a messenger RNA of Ostrinia furnacalis (Asian corn borer), 563 nucleotides long. RefSeq names its product cytochrome c oxidase assembly protein COX15 homolog. The record is from RefSeq and is a predicted model, not a curated record. NCBI's taxonomy places the organism in Eukaryota, Metazoa, Arthropoda, Insecta, Lepidoptera, Crambidae. The transcript is spliced from 2 exons. Gene Ontology annotation, cellular component: mitochondrial inner membrane. Gene Ontology annotation, biological process: heme A biosynthetic process. Gene Ontology annotation, molecular function: oxidoreductase activity, acting on NAD(P)H, heme protein as acceptor. Bases 231 to 446 code for a protein of 71 amino acids.